AAAAACGAAAAUCUCAGCGCCAAAAUCUCUCAGAUUGUUUAUUAAAAUCACCAUAGCACUCGUUCGGUACGGUCGUUUAAACCAAUCGCCGCAGAAAGUCAGAGUUUUAGUGGCGUGAGAACCAAUGGGAUUUGGCGGUGGGCGGGCUGCAGAGAGAAGCAAACUAGAUUGAACAACUGUAAACUGUCUGUUUGAAUUAGGUAGGUAGUGCAGUUAAAAUUAUGUCUGACACUUAAUGAGCAAUAAAAUAAAUACAUUUUUGUUAUAGUUUGAAAACUAAAUGUAUACUGAAUAAGAACAAGUUUACAUGAAAAUCAGAAAAGAAAAUACAGUUAUUAGUUGUUACAGUGCACAAGUUGUUUAUUAAUAUUAUAGGAUACAUAUCAACUGCUCAAUAUAUUAUUUAACAGAAUGAAGCCUUUUGACUAAUUACAUAACCACGUUAAUUAAUCGUAUUCGGGAAUCGUUUAAAAUGUUCUUUUGAAAUAGAGAAUGAGACUAAAACUAACAUAUAUAUAACAUAUGUUACGGAAUCAAAGGGCAACAUGGAUAAAAAUCAUGUAUUAACUUUUGAGAAGAGAUCGGCAGAGGUGAGUGGUGCUGAAGCGUGCACGGUCGUCCACAGACCCGCAACUACAAACGUGCAAGUCCUGCUGCACCGAUUCAAAACUCUAUACGAGGAACAGCUGGAGCGCUUGGAGUCGCUGGAGCGGAGAUCCGGCGAUCGCGAAGAGGUGCUGCGGAAGAAAGUGCAGAUUUUGCGAUCCUACGUGAAUGAUCUUUGUGACCAAAACCAGAUUUUGGUUUGGACAGUGGAAGACCUUGAGACCGAAGCCAAUGACAAGUUGGCCGUGCUGCAGGCGAAAAUUGGCAGUUCUGAUCAGGCGAUUACGCUGUCUGGAAGGGAAGACAGUGUUGUGAUUCUACGGAGCAAGCGGGGCUCUCAUCAUAAUGCAGGAAUGGAGGAACAGAGCCAGAUAGCAGAUGGAGAUAUCAGAGCCGGAAUGUCGAGAGCUGAGCUUCGGAUCAGUCGGAGGGAUGGAAGGGCAGCACAGAAUAAGCUGCAGGAGGCGGUCGGGACUCUAGGAGGAGAGACAGCCGCUGUGGAGGAGGUCCGAGGCCAGGCCCCUCUCGAGUCGUGCGGACGGCUGGCGGAGGAGGAGCUGACGGCCCAGAUAAAUGAAGGUGGGGAAAGUGCGCGGCACUUGCAGCUGGAUGUGACCUCAGCAAAAGCCACACAGGAGUCUUUGAAAAGGACACUGACAAUGAAGGAGCGCUUUAACACGGGGCCCUCCCCGGAGUGUGCCGACGCGAGCUGGGCCUUGGAGUGCAGGAGAAACAAGCUGCAGGAGAGUGAAUCCAAAGUGAACAGCCUGGAUUUAGAAGUUUGUCUACUGAAGUCCAAAUUACAGGAGAAGACAGAACAAUCUCAACAGCUGCAAGAUCAAAUUGUAAAACAGCAGGAGGCCCUAAGUAGGGCAACGGAAACUCUGAGAAACACAAAGAAGGCAGCUGGCAGUAAGAUUUCUAAAAGAGACAACAAACUUGGAUUGUUGCAGAAGAAAUUGUUAGACGUCCAAAAGCAGUACUCUGAAUGUAACAAUGCGUUACUCCUCAGGGAAGAUCUCCUGCAGAAGCUGAAGGAGGAGACCGUACAGCUGACAGCCCAAAUAAAAGAGCAGUCCCAGGACAUUAGCAGGCUGAGCGGCGAGAAGACCACGCUGGAACAGGAGAUGACGGUUGUCAUGGAGAAGCAGAGAACGGCACGACAAGAGGUGAGCAGCCGGGAUCAAGUGAUUCUGCAGCUGAAGAUGACCCUGAAAGCGACGGAGGAGAAGCUGCAGGACACAGAGAGGGAGGUCCAGGAGGGAGACGAGCUGGCAAAGAGGAAAAGCAUAGAAGCCAUACUGUUAAUACAGCAGCAGAGGGACUUCCAGAAGGAACUGGGUGACACCAAGGCUGCGGCUAAGGGCCAUGAAUCAGCCUCAGCCAUCUUCAGGCAGAAGUACCAAGCCGCUGUGGAGAAGGUCCAGCUACUGGAGGGCCAGUUGGCAGGCCUCGAGGAGGAAGUCCGCUACUCCAAAGUCCAGGCCUGUCAGGCCCAGGAAAAGGUCAGUGGCUUGACAGCGGAGAUCCUGAGCCUGGAGCGCCGCUACAGCGAGAAGUGCGGACAUGCGGAGAACUCGGCAGAAGCCAUCGACCAGCUGGCCGAGGAGCUCCAGUCGACGCAGGAGGCCCUGAAGGUCAGCAGAGACCGCAUCUCAGAGUGCGAGCAGCUGAUCGGCAGGCUUGGGCGGCGAGUACACAUGCGACAGGAAGAGCUCCUAGAGCGUGAGAAGGCCUCCCUGGAUCUCCAUUCGGACUUGGCGUCAUAUCGACUGAGUCACAGUCACUCCAAUGAGGAGUACGGAGCUUUACAGCAACAGUGUGACCUCCUGAGAAAGGAUCUGGAGUCCCUGCAGCGGCAGUACAGGGAGCAGGGCGAGAGGGCCGUGGGGCUCGAGAGGGACAUCCAGGCGCUGAAGGCCGACACCAUGAACCGGGGGGCGGAGCUUCAGAGGCGCGAGGACGAGAACCGCAACCUGGAGCACACCCUGCAGUCGCUGCACCUGGACGCUGCAUCGGCUCACCAGGACCACAAGGUGGCGCUAGCCCGGCUGGAGCAGGAGGUGGCUCAGCUGGAGCGGGACCUUGCCGAUUCCAGGAGAACCUGCGCCCAGAAGGACCAGGCUCUCAGGGUGAGAGCUGACCUCCUAAAGAGGUGUGAGGCCGACCGCAUCCAGGCCAGGGAGGCCUUUAAGAGCAAGGAGCUGGAGCGGCAGGCCCUGGAACGCACCCUCGCAGACCUGAGGAGAGAAGCCCAGACCUGGGAGGAAGAGAGGAGCCAAAGAGAGCAGGAAAAUCUGUCCCUCCGGGCUGAGGUGAAACAGCUGGAGCAGCAGAUGCGGGAGCUGCACAGGCAGCACAGGCAGAGCGUCCAGGCUCUGGCCGGCCACAAGGAGCAGACGACACUGCUGGAGGCCAGCCUCAGCGCCAUGCGGGAGCAGCUCAGCAUACGCACCGCAGAGGCCGUGCGGCAGGAGCAGGGUAGCCGGCAGGCCCGCGUCGAGCUGAGGAGCGCUGAGGGGAGGGCCCGCAUCGCCACAGAGGAGCUCGCCCGCCUCAAACAGAUGGUGCAGAAGCUACAGGCGGACUCCACUUCGGGAAAACAGCUGUUGCCGCAAGCCCAGCAGGAGAUACUGGAGGGACAGCGCAAGGCCGACAAGGAGCCCCUCAGAGUCACACAACAGCCGAACGACGGAGGGAGUCACAUUUUGGUGCCAGUGGAUGAUCCCAAGAAGAUCCAAGACAAACAGGGCAGUCCACUGGAGAGUGAAGGCCGUCUGGAGGUCUCGAGUGUCAGCCUGGCUCCAGGGGACAUGCAAAGGAAGCAUCCCUCUCAAGAAGAGGUUGAAAAUCUGAAAAUGGAGCAAUGUGCGCUGAAGGAGAAGCUGGCGGCUGUGAGCGCAGAGCUGGAGGCACAGCAGGAGGCCACAAAAGCAGCCCGCAUGGAAACCACCCACCUGCAGCGCGAUUGUGAGCAGCUAGCAGGCAACCUGAGCAUCUGGAUCGACAAGCAGAGGAAUGCUAGAAAAAGCCUCGCCGCCAAAAUUAAGGAGCAGAACAGCCUGCUGUCCUUCAUCAGCAUGGAAAAGGACCAUUUGCGAGAAACCAAAGACGCGAUGGAGGUGGAACUCGAGAAGCUGAAGGCCACAAGUAAUGAAAAGCAGAGGGAGAUUGAGCAUUUAAAGGCCGUCGACAGUCACUCCACUAAUCAGCAAGCACUUCUUAAUCAGCUCAGAGGUCACCUUGAGGUGGACGAGAGCAAGACGGUUAGCCUGGUGACCCAGAACCUCAGCAGAAUGGAAGACAUGCAAUCCAAGCUGAAAGCAAGCAUGGAAUCCAUCUUUCUGCUGAACCAACAGGCAGGAUCUCAUCCUACAGGAUCCCUGCAUUUAGAUCAGCUUAGCGCCCUGAGUCUGGAGAACGCGGAUCAGAGGAAGCAGCUGGAGGAAGAGCAGACCCAACGUAAACAGCUUGAACGGAGGUUAAAGAGUGCUGGACACCUCACCCUCAGGGCUUCUCCACAAAGGUUUCCUCUCUGCCAGCUCGCACCCCCCUGCACAGAGCCCGGCCCCCCCGACCCGGCCGCCAUCUCACAUCGGCCCCCCACCCCCCGACGAGGGCCCUUCUUGACUGCUGAAUGGGAACCGACAGGCAACUUAACGAGAGCGGAUCCCGGGGAGGCGCCGGAUAAGUCCUACUGGAUCCGACGGGUGGGGGAGCUCUCCGUACAGCUCCAGGAGAGCUCGGAGUUCUGGUCAGAGAAGAUGAGCCAGCUCGCCGCUGAGAUUGAGGCUGUGCGGGGUGCGGCCAUGGAAAAAAAUCAAUCAAAAAAUAAUAAUUAAAAUGAACACGAGACUGAAAAACGUGGCAUAAAUCGCAGAUGGUGCUAAAUGAAUUGUUGACGUGGCAUUUAAAUAACCAGAUGUGGUUAAAUGCAGCUUCUCUAUAGCAAGAACAAACUGUUAUUAUAAGUGACAAUCACUGACUCAUUGAUAUAUAUAUAUAUAUAUAUAUAAUUUAUUUAUUUAUAUUUAUUUUAUUUUUUUCCCCACUGAUGCUCUUGUUAUAAAUAUUUGAUUUUGGUGUAUGUAUACCGUAGUGCCGCAUGCGUGAAUCAGUAAUCUGUCACCAUACCCCUCCUUUGGUCACACCGGCGACAUCUUUUCUGCCUUCUUGAAGGCAGGCAACACUUGUUUCUCCAUGGCAUCUGUACAGGCCCCGAGGGCACGGUGUUGCCAGGGAAUCGGCUCCUGUAGCUGUCCGCAGAUCCCGCCCGUUCAUAAAUAGCAUGGAAAAUGAAUCACCUUCUCCCCUUGUCACACAUUCUGAUAAACCCUCAUUUCUCUCGAGUUUAUACUUUGUUGUUGCCAUUUUCAUUCCCCUGCUAAAAGUGAUGAUUCACCACAUUGUUUUUUUUUCCUUGUUUCUAAUUAAUACCCUUGAUAGAAAUUAUUGCCCGUUUUAUUAUUCUGGAUCUGUGAUUGCUGUAGAUGUUUUUUUUCCAAAAAUAUGGCUGUUUUUUCCUUGUGAGAAUUUUGUUGGUGACAUCUGUAUGUUGAUGACAGACUUAUGAAUAGAAGCAGCAAUAUACAGCAAUAUAUCUAGGAUUAUAACAGAUAGGUUUGUCCAAAUGUAUAGUAUAGCUGCUAACUAGACUGCAAAUAUUGUCAAAUAGUUUUUAUUCUAACUAUGUAGCAUUUUGUCAAAAAUCAGAUUGGAUUCCGAAGUGUUGUGUUAACACAUCUUGUCUGUCUGCAAGUGCAUUUUAAGGGCACAUAUAAGUGGAAUUAUUAAUAACUUUAUUAACUCCUGUGGCUGUAUGAAACGACAAGGUCGAUGAUGAUGAGUCCCACUUCAGCAAUGUGAUUUUUGCUUGCCUGUGUAGCUGCGAGCCUGUGGAUUAAUAAAUAAAUCAGCAAACCAACAGAGUUAAUGACCUAGGAACCAGGCGGUAAACGCAAAAAAACAAACAUGAUGUAAUCCUGCUUCAACCACCAAAAAAAAGUUAUCUUAUUGCUCAGACCACAUCUCCAAUGGACUUUCUGGAAAUGUAGAACCCUGAUGGAGACGUCUUUGAAUGUACUACUCAUAUGUAUUGUCUGUAGUCUGUAGUACUGUAUGUGUGUAGUCUACAGUAUAUACCGACACAUACAUCAAAACAAAAUACAAGGUAUAUUUAAAUAGCACAACCUUAAUGCUACUUCUGUGAAGUGCCUCUGCCCUUUGCAAAGGGGGCUAUUUUUCCGUGCUAAUGACAGACUGUUAGGAAAUCCGGAAGCUUUAACGCAGUAGUCUCUGUUAUCCCCAGGAUGCUGGACAACAUUAAGAAAGUGACAUUUUUUCCCCAAGGGAUUAUACAUUUUAAUGAGGAGAGGCAGGGCUCAUUAGCGGGAUUCGUCAUUUACACCCUUGCUGCAAAACUCUUAAAAAAAAAAAAAAAAAUCAUACAGAUACAUAA
This is a messenger RNA of Paramormyrops kingsleyae, 6064 nucleotides long. RefSeq lists its product as uncharacterized. The record is from RefSeq and is a predicted model, not a curated record. Lineage: Eukaryota; Metazoa; Chordata; Actinopteri; Osteoglossiformes; Mormyridae. Gene Ontology annotation, biological process: spermatogenesis. Gene Ontology annotation, cellular component: sperm head-tail coupling apparatus.